AUAAACUUCCUCAAAGAAUACUGUAAACAAAUCUACGAAUAUUUUUUAGGUUGCGACACAUCCUGAACAGUGGCCUGCUUGAAUUAAGGAAAUUACGAAGUCUUUGGUUGAAAUUUCGCGUUUUCAAAGUAGCGCAGAUCAGCUGGGCGGACAAAAGGAGGGAAGUGGAGGAAAAAGCGCAACGUGCCACGCGUUUGUUUGGUUGAGUGCUCUCGAUAAUUUCGUGAAUGCUCGGGCUCGUGUGAAAUCGGGAUAGUGACACACGGCUAUAGACAUUUUCUCAUGCCUUUGAGUUGACCACGCUUCUCUUCGGGUGACAAUACUGCAGCUGCAUUUGUCUUGUAGAAAUCAUUUGUAUUUAGACAUGGUGAAGCAAACCAAGGCCAAAACUUUCCAAGCCUAUUUGGAUUCCUGUCAUCGGCGUUACAGCUGUGUCCACUGCCGUGCACACCUGGCCAACCAUGAUGACCUCAUUUCUAAGUCCUUUCAGGGGAGUCAGGGACGUGCAUAUCUGUUCAAUUCUGUGGUUAAUGUAGGCUGUGGGCCAGCAGAAGAAAGGUUGUUGCUGACAGGGCUUCAUGCUGUGGCUGAUAUUUACUGUGAGAAUUGCCACACCACGCUGGGAUGGAAAUAUGAGCAGGCAUUUGAGUUAAGUCAAAAGUAUAAAGAGGGGAAGUUUAUAAUUGAAUUGUCGCACAUGAUUAAGGAUAAUGGAUGGGACUGAAGCGCGCAACCUUUGCUUUCAAUUACAGUCAACUGCUUGCAGCUUCAUAUAUAUAUAGCGAGCACCUUUUUCACACGGAUUUCCCAAUGCACCAAGUUUUAAAGGGUAUGGGGAGCUUGGGGUGCCUGGUGUGUGUUUGUGUGUCGUAUGUGUUUUUCUUUAGGUUUCCUUUACUUGGGCUUGUUUAAGAAAACUGCUUGAAUUAUCAGCCAUUUAAAUCCUGUUUCAAAGAAUUCGUUUGAGAGUUUGUUGGGAUUCGGACAUAAGCCCUAAAUUUCCCCUUUGAAGUGCAAUUUACAAGGUUUGGAUUAAAUAUGAUCAUAAUUGUAGUCCAAAACAAAAAACAACAACAAAAAC
This is a messenger RNA of Paramisgurnus dabryanus, 1081 nucleotides long. NCBI's taxonomy places the organism in Eukaryota, Metazoa, Chordata, Actinopteri, Cypriniformes, Cobitidae. The record is from RefSeq and is a predicted model, not a curated record.